Molecule: messenger RNA, 1786 nt
Organism: Nilaparvata lugens (brown planthopper)
Lineage: Eukaryota; Metazoa; Arthropoda; Insecta; Hemiptera; Delphacidae
Product: inositol-tetrakisphosphate 1-kinase
Exons: 9
Coding region: 545-1669 (374 amino acids)
Biological process (GO): inositol trisphosphate metabolic process
Cellular component (GO): cytoplasm
Molecular function (GO): inositol-3,4,5,6-tetrakisphosphate 1-kinase activity; ATP binding; magnesium ion binding
Source: RefSeq, a predicted model, not a curated record
GCUAACCAUAAACAGCUUUUUUGUAAUAAAAUAACCUAGAAUCUGGAACCAGUAUAAAUACAGCAAUGCUUUGCAAAAUGAUUACAUUUUGUGCUAUUAUAGACGGAUGAUGUCAGUGUCAGUUCUCAACUACGUUCGCGCUAAGUUUAUUUGUGAUCAUUUAAAAUUGUUUCAUUGAGUAAAGUUUGUAUUUGUAUUUUAAAAAAUUGUUGAACUAUAACAUCCGUAUACCACUCUUCCACCACUUGUUUACUUGUUUCAUUUUUACAUUGGAAUGCAGUUUUAAUUCAAACCACAUUUUUCUAUUGCUCUAGUAUUUAUUCAAAUUUAGCCUCUUAGAAUUUAUGACAGGUCACAAAAAUUGUAUGUCAUCGUUUGAAACAAAAUUCUAGAGCCAUUCCAACAUCUUGCAACCCUGAGAAUUUGUGUCAUAUAACUCAAAUAGGUUUUAAUUGACAGUGAUCAAGUGAUUAAUUUGCUUCAAUUAGCGAAGGAAGUUUCGUUUUGUCAACCUUGUAACAGUUAAUUUUUAACAUUCACAACAAUGACUGAAUCAGGUUCAAAAGUUAUCGGGUACUGGCUGUCCAAGAAAAAAUGUUUGAAACUAAACUGGACCACUGACUUUGCGGAUGUAUGCAAGAAACAUGGUUACUCUCUGGUCAAGCUCAAUCUGGAUAAACCCCUUGAAGACCAGGGCCCCUUCUCGAUUAUUGUGCAUAAAUUGACAGAAGUUAUUGGCAAAUCUAUACAGGGUGAUAAAAAGGCUGAAAGUAUGAUUAAUCGCCUGGAAAAAUAUUUGGAAAAACACCCAGAAAUUGCCAUUGUAGAUCCACUAGAUAGCGUUCGCCGCCUUAUGUAUAGAUCCACGUCGUAUGACGUCAUCUAUACUAGCAAACUCCAUGAAAUGGAUGUCAUCACACCAACGUUUGUUGAAUUAAAUUCGACAGAUGUUGAUGUAAAUAAGGAAAUAUUGAAGACUGCAGGGGUGACAUACCCUUUUCUUUGCAAGCAGUCUGUUGCACUGAGCACGAGCGAGAGUCAUACGAUGUGCAUCAUCUUCAACGAGCGGGGCCUGAAGGACGUGAAUCCGCCCUGUGUGGCACAGUCCUUUGUCAACCAUAACGCUGUGCUUUUCAAGUUGUACGUUUUGGGCGGCAGAUAUCAAGUGGUCAGGCGACCUUCGCUCAAGAAUUUCUAUCCUAGUGAAGACGAAGAGACAAUCUUUUUCAACAGUCACGACGUGUCCAAGCCUGAUUCACAGUCAGAACUCUCCGUGCUGGAUGAUAGAGAAGCUGGGAGCCAACCUGUGGAGGCUGACAUGCGCAGAAUGGACGCAAUUUGCUCCACACUGCGCAGCCUGCUAGGCAUGGACUUGUUGGGUAUAGAUGUGGUGGUCGAGAAUCAUUCUAACCGACAUGUUGUCAUCGAUAUUAAUGCAUAUCCUGGUUAUGAUGGCUACCCGGACUUGUUCGAGAAUCUGUUCCAGUGCAUAAUGGAGGCGCGUGACAACCAUCGCAGUAAACAGCUGCAGUGCGCAGUUGACAGCGGUCGCAAAUGUCACCUGUUGAUGGGCGCAAAGGUCACCUCGGCCCAUCCGGGCGCAAAUGGCGCCGAACACGAUCACAACAGACUCCCAUCUGCCAACAAGGCUAUCGAGCGACAGUUCUAAUGACGGUUCGGAUGUCACUACUUGAGAAAAUCAUAAAUUCGCAUCUGCAAAAAUGAAGAAGGAGACGAGCAGGAAGGAAGAGGAAGAAGAAGAAGAAGAAGAAGAAGACAGGAGAAG